Molecule: messenger RNA, 1521 nt
Organism: Durio zibethinus
Lineage: Eukaryota; Viridiplantae; Streptophyta; Magnoliopsida; Malvales; Malvaceae
Product: ceramide synthase LOH2-like
Biological process (GO): ceramide biosynthetic process
Cellular component (GO): endoplasmic reticulum; membrane
Molecular function (GO): sphingosine N-acyltransferase activity
Source: RefSeq, a predicted model, not a curated record
AAAAAAAUGUCUUCAAAAAGAAUAAAAUUCCAGCUAGCGUCUCGCGAGAAAAACAUUCCGUUGUUUGUUAAGCAAAACACGAGAGAUCUUAACCUCCACUCCCUCAUUUUUUAUUUCCUUUUAAUAAUUUUCAUUUUCCCGUUGCCUAAACCAAGCUCAAAUCAUUUUUCUUUUUUUGGUUUCUUCUUCCUAUUUCUGCAAAAAAAAAAUAAAAUUUAGGGCUAGAAAACCAGAUCUCUCUUAUUUUCCUCCAAUGGAAGCUCAAUGCAUUGGAUUCUUGCAUUAAGAAUCGGAUUCCUGGACGAAUUUUGGAACCGUUUGAUUGCUGCUUUCUCUUUAAAAUUGGUGUCCGAUGGAGUCAUCUAUUUGGAGCAGCGAUGCCAAGCCUGAGGCGUGGCAUUUCCUCCUGGCGGUUUACUUCGCUCUUGGUUUCGUUGUCGCCAGGUUCUUCCUUGACAAAUUCAUUUUUCGCAGGUUAGCCAUCUGGUUGUUGAGUAUCGGAUCUGCUCCUUUGAAGAUGAAUGAAGCUACACAGGCAAAAAUUGUGAAAUGCUCAGAAUCUAUGUGGAAGCUAGCAUACUAUGCUACUGUUGAAACAUGUGUCCUCCAAAUCACCUACUACGAGCCAUGGUUCAGAGAUACAAAAGGGUACUUCAGGGGCUGGCCAGAUCAAGAGUUGAAGCUUCCCUUAAGCCUUUUCUACAUGUGCCAAUGUGGGUUCUACAUCUAUAGCAUUGCUGCACUCCUUACUUGGGAGACUCGAAGGAAGGAUUUUGCUGUGAUGAUGUCUCAUCAUGUAAUUACUGUUAUCCUGAUUGGAUACUCAUACAUUUCAAGCUUUUUCCGCAUUGGUUCAAUUAUACUUGCCCUACACGAUGCAAGUGAUGUGUUUAUGGAAGUGGCUAAAGUUUUCAAAUAUUCUGAAAGGGAGCUUGCUGCUAGUGUGUGCUUUGGAUUAUUUGCCAUCUCUUGGCUCUUGCUACGUCUAAUAUUCUUUCCAUUUUGGGUCAUCAAAAGUUCAAGCUAUGAUAUUCGGGAGUUCCUAAAUCUUUCAGAAUCAUAUCCCACAUCCCUUUACUAUGUUUUCAAUACCAUGUUGCUGAUGCUACUUGUGUUCCAUGUCUACUGGUGGGUUCUCAUUUGCUCAAUGAUCAUGAGACAAUUGAAAAAUAGAGGAAAAGUUGGAGAAGACAUUAGAUCUGAUUCUGAGGAUGAUGAUUAGACAGAAGAUUUCGUAAAAUUUUUUUGUUCUUGGUGGCGCCCUGAGGAGAUCACUUGUUGUAGGUUUGUCUCUGCACUCAAUUGGUCAUUACUUUGGGUAAGAAUUCUCUGUUGGUUUCAAUUAUUGAUUGAUUCUUCUGGGGCUACAGAUGAGGACGUAGGAUUAUCAAGCAUACGUCUUGAUUUCCUUUUUUCUGUAUAAAUAAUAGGCAUAUUACUGUAUAAUUGUUUUCACUGGAUAAACUCGUGUUUUGGCGUUAGUCAUCAUAAAGGGAAACAGGAACGACUUUUUUGUUUUCA